UUUUCCCACGCUCAACAUCGAUAAAUAGUUAAUUACAUAUAUGUCCCUUCUGUUCCCAUAGCUCACUUCUUCCACCAAAAAAACAAAAAAAAGCUGCAAGAAAGCUUCGAUCUGGAACUCAUGGCUCCGUCGUCGGUGUUUCCCGUCGCCGUUCUCGUGGUCGUUCUCUCAUCGUCGUUCGCCUACGGUGACGACGGGCCAUCAGCCUAUGAGGUGCUUCAAGAAUACGGCUUCCCGAUCGGCCUUCUUCCCAAAGGAGUGACAGGGUACGAAUUCGACAGAGAGUCUGGCAAUUUCAAGGCGUAUUUUGACGGAGCAUGCGGCUUCUCCAUUGAAAAUUCUUACCAGCUCAGGUACAAAUCCACCAUAACUGGUGUUUUGUCCAAGGACAGGCUCAAAGAUUUGCAGGGCGUCAGUGUUAAGGUACUCUUCUUUUGGCUCAACAUUGUCGAGGUGGUUCGCGAUGGAGACGAACUGGAAUUCUCCGUGGGGAUUGCUUCGGCGGACUUCACGAUCGACAACUUUGUGGAGAGUCCGCAGUGCGGGUGUGGAUUUGAUUGUAAGAGUAGAGCUAGCUCUAUGUAGAUGUUUCGUUAAUUAGCCGUAAAAUGUUUCAGCAUGCUUUAAAUGAUGUUCAUGAUACAAUACAGUGCUUUAAUGCUUGCAUACGUAAUAACAAAUAUAAUUUGUGUAUGA
Malus domestica (apple) is the source of this 696-nucleotide messenger RNA. RefSeq lists its product as uncharacterized. The record is from RefSeq and is a predicted model, not a curated record. NCBI's taxonomy places the organism in Eukaryota, Viridiplantae, Streptophyta, Magnoliopsida, Rosales, Rosaceae.